This is a messenger RNA of Penicillium subrubescens, 1158 nucleotides long. RefSeq lists its product as uncharacterized. Gene Ontology annotation, cellular component: nucleus. The transcript has a single exon. Lineage: Eukaryota; Fungi; Ascomycota; Eurotiomycetes; Eurotiales; Aspergillaceae. Gene Ontology annotation, biological process: regulation of cell cycle. Bases 1 to 1158 code for a protein of 385 amino acids. The record is from RefSeq and is a predicted model, not a curated record.
AUGGCCACCCAAUUCCCAGUCGUCAUAUCGACUACCCUCACCCUCCUGGAGAAAUUCCAAGCAACCCUCGCAUCCCCUACAACCGCAACCGCGCAGGCGCCAUCCAAAGAUGCCAACGCGAGCGCAGAAGCAGACACCACCACAAACGCUCUCCCCCUCCUCUCAAACUCCGCCGCAGUACUCAAGUCUCAAGUCACCAAGCUCUCGCUCCUAGCCAUCACCGCGCCCUUCACUCAUUCCGCCGUUAGCACCGUGCUGCGCGCAUGCAACGAGUCCGUUCUCCCAUCGCUAGUCACCGCCGCUCUACUCGUUACACCCGCUGGGUACACUCAAGCAUUUCAUACGGAGAUUCUUUUACUUGUGAAGACUGCAUUGGUGGAGUUUUCUACAUUGGUGCGGGAUGUGAAGGGGAUUGCUGAGACGAAGGACUUGGCGAAGAGGGAGAGGGACGCCAAGAAGGAGAAGGAGGGAGAGAUUUCGAAGAUCGAGAAGGAUGCUGUUAUGGUUGCUGUGGGGCGGGUGUGGGAUGCUUGUGAUGCUGUCACUGAGGUUGCGGGGAAGGGGGUUGUUGGGUUUGUGAUGCGGAGGGUGGAGCAGUGGAGGGAUCUUGUUAAGGAUGCUGUUGAGGAAUUGGAGGAUUGGGAUCCGGAGGAGGAUGAUGAGUUUUUUGAUGAGUUGAUGGGGGAGGAGAAGGGUGAUGACAACGACGAUGACGAUGAAGACGAGGACGAGGAGGAGGAUACGGCUGCGCUGCAGGAGAACAAGAAGUCGACUCUCCGAUUCAUCAAGCCCAUCGCCCAGGUCUACCCUGCUAUUCUUACAAACCGACUUAAGAAUGCGGGUGACAAGCCUUUGUCUUCGACGGCUGGCAUUGCAAAGCUUGAGUCUUUGAUGAUCAAUCUGCAGAGUAUACCUGAUCAGGUUGAUGAGGCUGCUGGGGCUUUGUAUGAGAACAACUGGAGCAAGGCGGCGGAAUACCUCAAGAAGACGCAGAAGAAUGCGGCGCAGGCUGUGAACUCGGUUUCUUCGCCGUGGAUUGUUUCCGAGAUUGCGGAGGGCGAGCAACAACCGGCUGACAAGUUUGCUACUUGGUCGAAGAUGUGGCUCAAGGUCAUGGACGAAGUCAGCAAGCCGAUUGAUGCCGCUGUGAGCGAAUAG